AUGAUGGUCUUAAAAAGUGUCCUAUUGAGUGCUUUCGUAGUAUGUGCCUAUGCAGAAUUAGCACCCAAUUAUCCUGAACCAGGCACUGUUUGGAAAGCCGGGCAAAAUUACGAGAUUACUUGGUUGGAUGACAACCAAGAACCUCCUAUGGAUGAAGCAUGGUCAAAUUUCAAGAUUGAUUUUAUGACAGGCGACAACAAUCACCAAAAAUUCCUCAAGAGUGUUGCUAAAAAUUUAGAUGCUUCCCAAUUGACUUCAUAUAAUUGGACUGCACCUAAAGUGGAACCCCAUUCAGCAAUUUAUUUUUUCAUGUUUACAAAUGAUAAGGGAGAAAAUGCAUGGACGACUCGGUUUGCCAUCACAGGUGAUGAUGAAAAGGUAGUGGAACCUGAAAAGAGCGUACAAUCUGAUGGCUCAAAAAUUCCUUGGGGAGUAGGUCGUAUUGUUACCAACGCAUCCUCCUUUCCUUUAUCCAAUGUUGCUUAUUCCAUGACACCGGCCAUGGCUUCAGCAGCGGAAAAAAAUGCAGCUGUUGUGAUUGCAGUUUCCAAUGAUAGUGAUAAAAUCAAGAUGAUUUCUUCUGUAGUUAUAUUAUUUACAUCUAUUCUCUUAAGCUUAAUUCUCUUAUAA
This is a messenger RNA of Mucor mucedo, 630 nucleotides long. RefSeq lists its product as uncharacterized. The transcript is spliced from 6 exons. Lineage: Eukaryota; Fungi; Mucoromycota; Mucoromycetes; Mucorales; Mucoraceae. The record is from RefSeq and is a predicted model, not a curated record. Bases 1 to 630 code for a protein of 209 amino acids.